Molecule: messenger RNA, 3221 nt
Organism: Radiomyces spectabilis
Lineage: Eukaryota; Fungi; Mucoromycota; Mucoromycetes; Mucorales; Radiomycetaceae
Product: armadillo-type protein
Exons: 19
Coding region: 203-2791 (862 amino acids)
Biological process (GO): protein import into nucleus
Cellular component (GO): cytoplasm; nucleus
Molecular function (GO): nuclear import signal receptor activity; small GTPase binding
Source: RefSeq, a predicted model, not a curated record
UUGUUUCUUUUUUUUUUUUCCUUUCAACUCCUGCGCUUUUUUUCUUUGAUUUUUGGGUAAAUUUUUCAUUUUUGAGUGGCUGCUGCUGCGUCAUUUUAUUAUUCUUUUUCCGCUCUUCGUACGCGUCGGUUGACCAAGUGAAUUUUUUGUUUCUCUCUCUCAUUAGACCGUUUGUUUACCGAGAUCAUACACUUGACGUCUCAUGGAUAUAGCUGUUCUUCUUACCAACUCCCUCUCGCCCGAUCGCAACUUGCGUGAGGAUGCCACCCAGAAAUUGGAAUUACUGGCACAAGAGAAUUACGCAAACUACGCGCUUUUAUUAUGUCAACAACUUGCCAAUGAACAGGCUGGCGACGAGAUUCGCAUGUCUGCCGGUCUCGCUUUGAAGAAUAGUUUGACAGCCAAGGAAUAUGCUCGUAAGGCUGAACAAAUGCAACGAUGGCUUGCUUUGGAUGCCAACGUUCGAGGUCAAAUCAAACAAGGAGUAUUGAUCUCAUUGGCUACCCCAAGAAAACCCGUCGGCAAUAUUGCGAGUCAGGUCGUCGCUGCCAUUGCGGAAAUUGAGUUGCCUGCAGGACAAUGGCCGGACUUGAUCAAUGUGAUGUUGGAAAAAAUCAGCGCAACCGAUAAUCCCAAUUUGCAACAAUCAACCCUCCAAGCUCUUGGUUACGUCUGUGAAGUCACGGAGCCCGAAGUUUUGACCGGUCAAUCUCAUCAAAUUUUAAUGUCGGUCAUCCAAGGUGCUCAGCCUAAAAAUACUCCUGAAGUCAGAUUGGCUGCCAUCAAAGCAUUAUACAACUCCUUGGAAUUUGUCAAAGACAACUUUGAGCGCGAGGGUGAAAGAAACUAUAUCAUGCAAAUGGUCUGUGAAGCUACCCAAAGCGAUAACACCGAAACCCAAGCUGCCGCCUUUGAAUGUUUGGCUAGAAUUAUGCAGCUGUAUUACGACAAGAUGCGUUAUUACAUGGAGAAAGCGUUGUACGGUAUCACUGUUGCCGGUAUGAACCACCCGGAACAAAAUGUGGCUUUGCAAGCCAUCGAAUUCUGGUCGACCGUGUGUGAUGAAGAAAUGGAAUUGAAGCGAGAAUUGGAAGAGGCAUCAUUGACUGGCGAACCUGCGGAACAUGCAUAUCACCAGUUUGCUGAAGCUGCCUUACCCGAGAUUCUUCCCGUGCUGCUGUGGCUUCUUACCAAGCAAGAAGAAGACGAGGAUGAGGAUGAGUGGAAUACUUCCAUGGCGGCGGCUACUUGCUUGUCCUUAUUGGCUCAGUGCGUUGGUAACAUUAUCAUUCCCCCGAUUGUUCCGUUUGUCGAAACCAAUAUUCAGAACAAUGAUUGGCGAUACCGUGAAGCGGCGGUUAUGGCUUUCGGUUCCAUCUUGGAUGGUCCUGAACCCCACGUUGUCACACCUCUUGUUGAUCAGGCUUUACCUACGCUCAUCAACAUGAUGAAAGACCCGAUUGUUAAUGUCAAAGAUACGGUCGCUUGGACCUUGGGUCGUGUCUCCGAGUUAUUGAUUCAUUGUAUCAAACCUGAUGUCCACCUCCACGACAUGGUUUCCGCUCUUGUCCUUGGUCUUCAAGAUAAUCCGCGUAUUGUCGGUAAUUGCUGCUGGACCUUGAUGAACUUGGCUGAACAAUGGGGUUCAACUCUUGGUUCCGAGACUGUCAGCUGCCCUCUCUCCAUCUACUAUGAAGGCAUCAUCACCGCCUUGAUGCAAUUCACUGAACGAUCCGACAAUGAAGCCAACAGUCGAACCUCUGCCUACGAAGCCAUCGCUACAUUGAUGAUGUUCGCUGCUGACGAUUGUUUGCCUAUUGUGCAAAAUGUUGUGAUCAUGAUGUUGGAUCGUUUGGAAGCCAGUGUGACAAUGGAGAAUCAAAUUGUCGGUACGGACGAACGAAUGGAUCAUGCGGAAUUGCAAUCCAGCUUAUUGGGUGUUCUUACUAACUGCAUCCGUCGCGUGUCCCGAGAAAUUGCCGGUGUGUCUGACCGUAUCAUGACGGUCAUUCUUCAGCUUUUGAACAGCGGCAACAAGCAAUCGACUAUUACCGAAGAUGCGUUCUUGGCUGUCGGUGCGCUGACUGCUUCGCUCGAAGCCGAUUUUAACCGUUAUGUGGAACCAUUCAUGCCUAUUCUCUAUCAAGCCUUACAAAACCCCGCAGAAUAUCAACUGUGCCUUAUUGCUGUUGGCAUCAUCGGCGACAUCUGCCGUGCUUUAGGCAAAGGCGCUACUGUUUACUGCAACAAUGUCAUGCAACUGUUGGUGGCUAAUUUGCAGAGUCCGGUAUUGCACCGCACGGUGAAGCCUUCCAUCUUGUCCUGCUUUGGCGAUAUCGCGCUUGCCAUUGGUGAUGACUUUGAACCUUAUUUGGAAGUGGUCAUGUUGGUGCUUCAACAAGCUGGCAGCAUGCGAGCAGACACCGAUAACUACGAUAUGAUCGAUUAUGUUAAUACAUUGCAUGAAGGCAAUGUGGAAGCCUAUGUCGGUAUUGUCCAAGGAUUCAACGGCAGCGCAAAGAUCUCUUUACUGUUGCAAUAUAUCCCGUAUAUUUUCAGCUUCCUGAAAUCCAUUGCCAUCGAUCCUCAUCGCUCGGACAGUUUGACUCGGGCUGUUGUUGGUCUACUAGGAGAUCUCGCUGAGGCCUUUGGUAGCCAAAUCAAGCAAUUCUUGCAGGAAGAGUGGAUCCCUGUUUUCUUGCGUGAAGUACGCGUGAGCCGACAUUUCGGCACAAGUACCAAGGAGACAUCACGAUGGGCAAAAGAGAUGAUCAAACGUGCAUGCCAGUAAAGAAAAGAAACGAGGUUGCUGUGAAUAUCCGGUUUGUCGUUGACUGGUGAUUUCGUCUGGGUUAUGGUCUCUUUUCUUAUCUUUCAUUUGUCUUUUCUCUUUUCUCAUCCUAUAUAUUGAUUGUUGAAUACGGUACUACACAUGAAUCAAACUUUUGGGUUGUCUAUCUUCCUCUUUUCUUAUUUCCCCUUUCUUAUUGUAAUCAUACUACAUGUUGUAUUUUUUUUUUCUUUUUGCUUCUUAUCAUCUCCCUUCCCCUUUUUCCAUUCGUCUGCAAAUGAAAGUGUUAUUCUCUCUUUGCCUUUUCUCUCAAUUCCCCCCUUCCUUCCCCCAUUGAAAAUCCCCCCAUCCCCUAUUCUGUUUUCCUUUGACCUUGAACUGCCGGUUUUUAGGAACUCAAUAAAAAAAGUUUAUCAAAAACAAGUUGGCU